AUGUUGAUCUCGUUUUUCUUCGUUGCAGGGCUUUUGUCCUUUUUCACGCCUGUCGUCUCGGCUGCUUCUACGACUAAUGGGGCUAGUAUUUACAACUUGCCGCUUGGAUCGAAUUCCAAUUACACGUUUGCAUUGAAUAUCCCAGAUGAUUCUACGGAUCUGUACUUCCAUCUGUCUGGGCCGACUAGUUAUAGCUGGCUGGCAGUUGGAACGGGGAGCGAGAUGAAAGAUUCUCUGAUGAUCGUUGCUUACUCAAAUGCCGAUGGAAAAAAUGUUACCGUCAGCCCUCGACUCUCGUCUGGUGAACAGGAACCGGAGUACUCAUCAUCGCUCGCGGUCACACUUCUCGAUGGCACGGGUAUUGCCAAUAACACAAUGACGGUGAAUGGCCGAUGCUCGAACUGUACAACUUGGAAGAUGGGAUCGAGGACUGGAUCAUUGGAUUUGAAGUCUUCGUCUCAGCCAUGGAUCUAUGGGCUGGGUCCGACUGGUGGUAGCGCUAGGAUGCUGCGGAGUGACUCGAAGACGGCUAGUAUUGAGAGGCAUUCGAAAUACGGUGUCUUUGACAUGGAUAUGGUUCAUGCCACGGGUGGAUCAGGUGGACUGCCUACAUCAUAUACUACCGCCCAAGGCUCAUCGUCAGAAGGAGGAGACAAGGACGACAGCAACUGGCCCAGCAUCAUCCACGCGCUCUGCCUAGGCGGAGCACUCAUUCUCCUCUUCCCAUGCGGUGCCAUUCUCCUCCGCGUCUUGCCCAAGAGUGUGCGCUGGCACUGGGUCAAUCAGACCAUUUCAACCUGCCUUGCCGGUAUCGGUCUCGUGAUUGGAUUCUACCUCAGCACCCAAUUCACCAAGUCCCAGUCAUGUAGUUCCACUCACCAGAUUCUCGGAAUCGUCAUCUUGCUGGCUAUCAUCGCCCAGUGGGGUAUGGGAUUCUGGCACCACCGUCUGUACAAGAAGACGCAGACCUCGUCCAUGUUUGGUGUUGUCCAUCGCUACUUUGGAUUCGUCGUGAUCCUCCUUGCCAUUAUUAAUGGUGGGAUUGGACUUCGCUGGUCAUACGCAUCUAAUGGUGUCCUCAUUGGAUACUCCAUCGCCGUUAUAAUUGUCAGCGUUGUGAUUAUUGGUCUCCUGGGUUGGGCACGGUUCAAGACGAAUCGUGGUGCAAAGGGUUUCGUUCGGCAACCCCAGGAGCUGGAUGAGUUCCAGACCAGCGAUCUAUCGGAUGGUUAUGUAGACCGUAGUGCGGGCGGGUCUCAUGGUUAUGAUCGUUAUUGA
Molecule: messenger RNA, 1278 nt
Organism: Penicillium daleae
Lineage: Eukaryota; Fungi; Ascomycota; Eurotiomycetes; Eurotiales; Aspergillaceae
Product: cytochrome and DOMON domain-containing protein
Exons: 3
Coding region: 1-1278 (425 amino acids)
Source: RefSeq, a predicted model, not a curated record